GGGGCAGGCCAAGGGGAAAGGCGUUAGAAAACACCACCCACCCAACAUCUCACCAGCAGUAAAGUGGUUCUCUUCAACACCGGAAUCUAUGUAUUAACCUUUGUAUCGUCAAGAUGUCUCUUUCUAAGAAGUUAACUUUGGACAAAGUGGAUGUGAAAGGGAAGCGAGUCGUCAUGAGAGUUGACUUCAAUGUCCCCAUGAAGAAGAACCAGAUUACAAACAACCAAAGAAUCAAGGCCUCUCUCCCAAGCAUCAAGUACUGUCUGGACAAUGGAGCCAAGUCAGUAGUUCUUAUGAGUCAUUUAGGUAGACCUGAUGGUGUUCCAAUGCCUGAUAAAUACUCCUUAGAGCCUGUUGCUGCUGAACUCAAAUCCUUGUUGGGCAAGGACGUUCUGUUCCUAAAGGACUGUGUGGGUCCGGAAGUGGAGAAGGCGUGUGCCAACCCAGCCACCGGUACAGUCAUCUUGCUGGAGAACCUGCGCUUUCAUGUGGAAGAAGAAGGCAAGGGCCAAGAUCCUUCUGGAAAUAAGCUUAAAGCUGAGCCAGAUAAAAUAGAAGCCUUCCGAGCAUCCCUCUCCAAGCUAGGGGAUGUGUAUGUCAACGAUGCUUUUGGGACAGCUCACCGGGCCCACAGUUCCAUGGUGGGAGUGAAUCUUCCCCAGAAGGCAUCUGGAUUCCUGAUGAAGAAGGAGCUAGAUUACUUCGCCAAAGCCUUGGAAAACCCAGAGAGACCAUUUUUGGCUAUACUUGGUGGAGCCAAAGUGGCAGACAAGAUCCAACUCAUCAAAAACAUGCUGGACAAAGUCAAUGAGAUGAUCAUUGGGGGGGGAAUGGCUUACACCUUCCUUAAGGUCUUGAACAACAUGGAGAUUGGUGCUUCCUUGUUCGACGAAGAGGGAGCCAAGAUUGUCAAAGAAAUUAUGACCAAAGCUGGAAAGAAUGGUGUGAACAUUACCUUUCCUGUUGACUUUGUCACUGCUGACAAGUUUGAGGAGAAUGCUAAGGUUGGCCAAGCCACUGUAGCAUCAGGGAUACCUGCCGGCUGGAUGGGUUUGGACUGUGGUCCUGAGACCAUUAAGAAGUAUGCAGCUGUGGUGGGGCGAGCCAAGUUAAUUGUGUGGAAUGGACCUGUAGGGGUAUUUGAAUGGGAUGCUUUUGCUAAAGGAACAAAAGCCCUCAUGGAUGAAGUUGUGAAAGCCACUUCCAAGGGCUGUAUCACCAUUAUAGGAGGUGGAGACACUGCUACUUGCUGUGCCAAAUGGAACACUGAAGAUAAAGUCAGUCACGUGAGCACUGGGGGAGGUGCCAGUCUAGAGCUUCUGGAGGGUAAAGUCCUUCCUGGAGUGAAUGCCCUCAGCAACCUGUAGUUGACAGUGUCCCUUCCUACUUACUCUUUUCUGUCCACAGCCUUUAAGUCAACUUAGUACUUUCACAUCUCAACUCGACUUUUGUUAAAAUGAACCUUUAAAUAAAAACUCAGGCAAUAUGACCAAAGUAUGGACCGACCAUCAGAAACUCUUAACAUCAGCCCAGCAAUGCACUCAUUCUAGUUAUCCCGUGCACUUGCUUACUCUCUUCAGGUUCUCAUUUGGACUUUACCGUUGUGAUUCAUACAAAGUAAGUUACUUAUUAAAAUGAGUUGAAUAAGC
Molecule: messenger RNA, 1649 nt
Organism: Capra hircus (goat)
Lineage: Eukaryota; Metazoa; Chordata; Mammalia; Artiodactyla; Bovidae
Gene: PGK2
Product: phosphoglycerate kinase 2
Exons: 1
Coding region: 114-1367 (417 amino acids)
Biological process (GO): gluconeogenesis; glycolytic process
Cellular component (GO): sperm fibrous sheath; extracellular exosome; cytosol
Molecular function (GO): phosphoglycerate kinase activity; ADP binding; ATP binding
Source: RefSeq, a predicted model, not a curated record